Molecule: messenger RNA, 2406 nt
Organism: Mugil cephalus (flathead mullet)
Lineage: Eukaryota; Metazoa; Chordata; Actinopteri; Mugiliformes; Mugilidae
Product: THAP domain-containing protein 5-like
Exons: 3
Coding region: 322-1332 (336 amino acids)
Cellular component (GO): nucleus
Source: RefSeq, a predicted model, not a curated record
UAUUUUAUUUAUAUUACCGAGUUAUGUGUGCGACUUGGUCAUGUUUUCAGCUCGAAGAACUUUAUUAUGCAUUUUACGUGUAUAAAAUUUUGAAUAGUGUCCUUACAAAAGCAGUGGAGUGCUUAGAGACAAUCUUUAUUUACUGCCUCUGCGCAGUUGCUUUAUCGUGAACUAUCUUGACAAGAAGAUAAGGAAAACGUCACGUCCGGUAUGACGGCUACAAUCCGGAAGUGAUCGUUUGCGAGUCGUUUUCGUGUUUUCAAAAAUUGUCGCCACAAACGUGUCUCUCUGAGGCUUUUUUGAUGUCGUAUCACUGCAGACAUGCCGCGGUACUGCGCUGUGAAAGUUUGCAGAAACCGAGGGGGUAGUGCAUCGAGACAAGACAACAAGAGAAUUAGCUUCUACCCUUUUCCCCUGCAAGACAAGCCCAGGCUGAAGAAAUGGGUGGACAACAUGAAGAGGGAGGAGUGGACCCCAAGUCGACAUCAGUAUCUGUGCAGCGAGCAUUUUACAGAGGACUGCUUCGAUAUUCGAUGGGGCAUCCGCUACCUGAAGAACACGGCCAUCCCCACAGUUUUUCCUUCAGCUUAUGAUGGUGAGAAAAAAGUAGCCAGCAUUAAAAGAAGCCCCAAAUCCAAAGCCAGCACUUCAGACAAUGAGUUCAAAGGUUCUGACUCUCCUCUCAGUAAGAGGCCUCUCAUUUUGAGCAGAGCAUGCAGAAAGCUCCAGUCAGGUACAGCAAACGAUAACGUUGCAGAGCACACAGCGAUUGUAUUUGAACUACCCCUGCUGUCGGACACUGGUACUUCUUGCCAUUCAGAUAUCUCAGAGAAACAAACAGUUGCAUGUGAUAAAACAGCCGACAGUGGAAUGCCAACAGCGUCCCGCCUUGGACUGUCGCCGUACGAUGAACCUGAUUCCGAAGAGCGGGCUGACUCGACUGUGACAGUGUUGUGCUGUGAGCCUUUUCCCCAUGUGGACUCAAAUGCGGACGUAGCCGCCCUGAGAGCGGUGCUGGGCCAGGCCGUCAGCUUCGUGCCAGUGGAAAUGGUCAAAGACGAACCCGCGGGCUGUUUUUUGGAGGAGGGCGAUGGAGAGCACAUUUCUCUAUACGAGCACUCGUACUGCAGGCCGGACACAGACAAAGAUCAGCUCUGGAGCAAGAUCUUGAGUUUGCAUGCAAAGAUCUUGGAGCUGGAUCGCAGGGAGGAGAGCACGGUGGCUAAAAUCCGUGCUCUGGAGAGUGAAAUUGCCCACCUGAAGAGGGACAGUCAGGUUUUUAAAGAGAAGCAGAAAGUUUUAGAAGACUAUAUAUCAUCUGUGUUGCUCUGAUUUUUUCAACUCUAAGGUGAGACUUUGUAUGUGGAAUGUAUUUUUUUUUUUUUUUUUUUUUUAAGCAUUCAGACACUUUUGCAGUGAUGUUGCACAGCAGCACAUAUUGUGCAUUAUUUUACAAAACUCCAUUGGUACACAGUAAUUUUUACAUUUAAAAUCUCAUCUUUCCAGAUGACAGCUGUAAAUCUAAUUUACUUCUUCAUGUCAACAGGAUGCCACUAAAUGACCGUAAUGGCUCACUUUGAGUGACGGGUCUCCUUUUUACAUUUCAAAGCACAAGUACAGGACGAAAUAAGUAAGUUUGGGGAGAAAAAAAGUUCCAAUAUCAUACAUAAAUGAAAUGGGGAAAAAAUAAUAAAUAUGGAAAAUAAUGCAAAUAUAGUAGAAAUGUUUAUGUAACAUUUGAUAAAUUCAUUACAUUUAGUGGAUUUAAUGACCUUAUAUGUAAAUGUAUUUUUAUUUUUGAUUUUAGCCAUUUCUAUCCACCAUAUACUGCUCUAUGUUAGAUGUUUAUUUUUAACAUUUUGUUAUCCUGGGACAGUUUUAGUCCCACAAACUUGUGCAGUAACGUAUGUGCAACAUUUUCAUUGUGUCACGUGAUUAACACUUCUUGUGACUAACAAAGGAAAACACUUCUAAUAACAAGAUACAAGGCUACUAUGUUGCUGAAGUGUUGUCAAAAGUCAUUCACCAGCAAGACACAAUUUUGGUUGCGGUAACUAUUUUCCGAAGAACUAAAACUAUGCGAUGUGCUGUAAAAACAAAACAAAAAAAAGGCAAGCAGAAGAAAAAAAGCUGAUUCAAGGUGCCCAAAAAAGCAGCUACCGAGAUUGAAGUUGCGUAAUGGAAAUGUCAGAAAUCAGAAAUGUUCAUUGCUCCAACCUCCACAGUUCCUUGUACUUUUUUUUGCAGAGUUUAAUUUAGGCCGUUGUUCCUGCGAUGGAUACACAAUGACUACAUUCUAUCAGCGGUGUAAAUGUGGCGCAGCAUUUAUAAUACCGUACCAUUUUGUUUCUGUGCUCUCAUCUUCACUGAAAUAAAUCACUCAAGGCUUUGAAGCAGAACCGGUUA